AUCCAGUUAAUUGCCUCAGCAAUGCAAAAUCUGAAACGUCGGUUGGGGUUUACGGCUGUCAGUGGCGCAUAAUAUAACAAGCUAGGUUGCAAAGGGGUUGUUCUAUGGUGGUAAAUGACGUUCUAAAUUUAAGUGUGUGAGUUUUCAGUGUUGCGAAAAGAGAGGCUUUUGUUUGAAGAUACCAAGGAUGUCUAAGAAUGUACGGAAACUGACAGACCAGAACAUAAAUCCUUGUUUAGAGGAAACCGAUGAUUCCAGGAAAUGUUUGGCUACAAAUAACUACAAAAAGGACAUGUGCUCUUCCUAUUUUAUAAGAUACAAAAACUGCAGGAAAUUUUGGCACAACAUAAUGACGCAGAGGAGGAGGGACGGUGUAAAGCCUGACAUGCCGAGUGCAGACGAGAGGCAGCAAAUAUUACAAGCUAUUGGUGGGAAACCAUAUUGAUCACUGUGUUUAUUUUUGUUUGGUAAGAUUAUGAUUGGAUUCCAAACUGAACUAUGUGAUGGUAUGCAGUGUGUAAAAGGAAGUCCAUUAUGUAUGUAUAUGGAAUAAUUGUCAGUGCAGUUUAAUGUGCCUCGGAGUGUUGAUACAAAAAAAUAAUUUUGUAUAUGAAAUAUCAUGGUGUGCUACCUCCUGUUUGAUGGAUGUGGAAAAAAAAAAAAAAAACAUGCCUCACUCUACCUUUUUGUCUGUUUGUUUUUUAAAAUUGUAAUAUAUUUAACAAAUAUCAGUCUGUAAUUAAAUGUUAUGUACCAAUGCAUUACAUUACAAAAUAUCAGUGUGUCAUAUUUCCUAAUGUGUUGGUUCUCGCACAUCCUUCAAAAAAUGAGGAUCUAAAAAGUGUAUAAUGAGUUUAAUGCGGACUUGAUCAGAAUGAGCCAUCAAUGUUUAUCCAACAAAUACUGAUACACACUCCAUGUGCAUGUAAAACCUGCUGAUAUUGUAUGUCCAAAAUGGUUAGCUACUGUAAGUAAAAUGUUAGUUGAAGUGUGCAAGUUGUUCCCUCUUCUGUAUUGGGAAGCAGCUUGGCACUGUAUGACAUUGUCAAGAAAGUCAACUGACAGUGAAUGGGUGCUGGAGACUACUGUACUUGCUAUAAAUAUAAUUCAAUAUUAAAGUGUUGAAUAGCCAACAAAUAGAUCGCUAUUUCACAUUUAGCAAGACAAACAAAUUCCUCUAAGACAUUACUGAUGUAUCCCUUCUUUGAGGCGAUCAGUCUUCGAUAUUACUUUGAUUAUUGUGUAUUCAGAGGUUUCAUUGAAGUCUGGGGAAAGUGUACUAUGUUCCUGGGUAUCCAUAAAAUCAUCAUGUGUUAUGCAUAUGGCAUUUAAACAUAUAAGUAGCUGAUGUGCCUCAAUCUGUUUUCACAUGCUUGUUUGCUUAGACUUUAGAUGAAGCAAUGAAAAGGGCUGAACAAAACACUAAGGGAUAACAAAAAGAUCUGUAACAUUUGUUCUUCUCAAGAAGUUUUGGGUAGUGUAAAUAACACAUAUUUUUGUACAAUGAAAUAGUCCCUAUAAUUUUUUUUUUCUUUUUAAAUAGUGCCCCUUUUAAAAAUAAUUUUAGAUCUUUGUUUGAACUUCAACAUUAACAGUAUAAUCAUUCUUCCCUUUUUUUAUUUUUAUUUUUUUAAAUAGGCUCUUGUAUGUUUUCUCCUGUGAAAUAAGUAUUGUAUUUAACAACACUAGAGGGUGCCAACAGGCUUUACAAAAUAUAAUGUGCCUUACAGACACGCCAGGCAGCAUAACAGUUUACAGUAAUAAACAUUUAAUUUUGCUGUUUAAUUAUACAGUAUAUACCAAAAGAGAAUAUAUAUAUAUAUAUAUAUAUAUAUAUAUAGUAAUAUGUAGCCUUACCCACUGAGGCUCACACUUCACCCUUUUUUCACAGACCCAGACACAAAACUUUAAGCACUUUCAUGCGCUUUAAUUAUUUACAAAAACAAAUGCACAAACAUAAACCUAACUCCACUUUGGAGUGCUAAACUAAACUUUCUGUCUUCUUAACUACAAGUGGACGGCUAAGCUGUUUACCAGUAAAACAAAACACUUUUUAAAACACUUUUCACAGUACCUUUCUCCUUAAUUUUUAAUUUUGAAAGAAAUGGUAGUGCCUUGCGCCAAGUUAUCAGUGAGAACUGUCAGACUACAUAUAGCAAGGAUAGUUUACAUGUUUUCAUGAUAUUGGCGCGGCAAAAGUAAAUCGGCCAAAAGUACCAUUUUAUGUAUAAUUUGUAGUUCCCAACACCCUUAAGUGAAAUGUAGAAAAAAAGUCAAUAUUUGUGUGACAGAUUGAAUGAGUCUUGGUGUUAGAUCUCCUUCCUGACCUGUGAGGGCACUGUGUAAAGGGAAUAGAGUACCCUGGACUAGAUGGCCCAACAAUUCAUUAUCAGGGUUAGGCGGAAGUCUAGAAAGGAGAUGGAGCUACGAUAUACUAAAUCAUUGACCCAGGAGGUUAAAGGUGUGGCAACUGGAUUGGAGGCGCGGACAUGGGGUCAUGGUUGACGGUAUGCAAAGGGGACGUAAUGUUCCUUGUGAUGGUUACGCUAAACCGAAAGGACCUGUAUAGAGAAAAGUACCAUGACUGUUAUGUUUGUUUUGUCUGUCUUGUCUUUACUAGAACUGUGUGUUUUUGUUAGAUUAGACGUCUAACAUGAUCCAGAGUUGUCGCUUAAGGCCAGCACUAAAACCAGACAGCACUGCACAUUGUAUCACGGAUAAAUUGUACUUCACCACAGGCACUACAGCACUCACUUUGGACUUGUGACUGUGUUUGUGUUUUGUUUGUAUGUACUGAAUUAUUAUUAUUUAUGAGACUGCAACCCACAAUUAUCCUCUGCGCAAAAUGCAUCGCUGUGUGUAUCGCCAGCCCUCCUUUUGUUUACUGUUUGGUUAUCAGACCGAUUUGCUAAAUAAAACAGAAACCAUUUCA
This is a messenger RNA of Polyodon spathula (Mississippi paddlefish), 2932 nucleotides long. It is a transcript of the gene chchd7, whose product is annotated as coiled-coil-helix-coiled-coil-helix domain containing 7. The transcript is spliced from 5 exons. Lineage: Eukaryota; Metazoa; Chordata; Actinopteri; Acipenseriformes; Polyodontidae. The record is from RefSeq and is a predicted model, not a curated record. Bases 188 to 445 code for a protein of 85 amino acids.